GCCGUUGAAGAGAGGAAAACCUAGGCUAGUUGGCGAGCUCGCCCCACUCCGUCGGCGGCCGCGCCUUCCCUGUGCUGGAAUCCAGCGGCCGCCGGAGACGGCGAGUUCGACGCCGCGGCUGCGCGCGGAGACGUUAACCCUGCGGCGGCUCCUACCUAGGAGGUGUUCUUACUGGUUGUUAUAGCGAUUCUCUGUUUGGUGCCCAUGAGCAAGAAGAAGAACAAGUCUCAAUUGCCAAUAAAGGCGCCGUUGAAAGAUGCUGAACAAGGGGAUUGAUUCACAAUGUGUUUUCUUCCUGGGAAGAAUAACUUCGGAUUACAUUGGAGGAGACGCUCUUGAUGACCUAUUAUCGAAGCUUAUUAAGAGCGUGGAGGUUGCAAAGGCUUCAAGGGAAGGGUUGCCGGAAAAGAUAUGGAUGAAGCGACAAUUUGCCGUUGGGGUCAAUGAUGUCACAAGGGUUCUUGAGCGAAUGCCUGCUGCUACUGCUGCCACCCAUUCUGGUCACUCUUCUACUGAAGCAAUAACUGACAAAGCUCUGUGUAGAGCUCCUCCGGUGCUUCUUCAGGUUGUCCUUGUAGCUGCUGAUUGCAACCCUAAAUGGUUAACAAAACACAUACCAACCCUGGCAUCUACAAGGCAGGUUCCUGUGUUGUGCCUCAAGGACAACAAAGAAAGCUCACUGAGGUUAGGUCAAGUGGUGAAUGUCAGAACAGCACUGGCCAUUGGAGUAAAGGCCAGAGAUAGCAUAAUCAAUAAGGCUAUUGAUGAAGUCCUGAAGACUGCUAAUCUGGUUGCCAAGGAACCGUAACUGAGCUUCUGGUCCAAUCUCAGUGACAUAAUGGGCGAAUUUAUUUUUAAACAAGGCAGAAGCUCUGCCUCAUUCCACUAAUAAAGAAUAGAUAUUGACCCAAGAAAAUGUUUGCACCAAAAACUGAUAGGUGAAUUUUGGACCUCUGGGUGCUCAGCAUUGCAGUAGCAUCUUGACAGGAAGUCAUGAGGAUGAAUGGGCAUGCAGUUGAGAAUUUCGCGAAGGAAAUCAAGGAUGCUGCUGAACUGUGGCGUUUACAUCUGAAGAACUUUUUCUGCCUGUAUUCAUGAAGAUCAGGCCAGACCAGGCUUGUUUGUUAGGUAGGUUCAUUCUGUUUAGUUGAAUUUGUGGAUCAUAGAGCUAGCAAAGUUGCUCGCCUAGACUGUAGGCUAUAUUAUGAGCAAUUUAGUGCGUAUGUGUCCACUAUGUAUAAUGCCAUUUGCAGCCUUGUGGAUAUCUGCCUUAUGUUGUUUGUGUUCAACCUUAAUUUGGACGAUAUAAAUCAUUAUCAUAACAAACAUCCUUAAUACAUAAA
This is a messenger RNA of Oryza sativa Japonica Group (Japanese rice), 1343 nucleotides long. RefSeq lists its product as uncharacterized. The record is from RefSeq and is a predicted model, not a curated record. Lineage: Eukaryota; Viridiplantae; Streptophyta; Magnoliopsida; Poales; Poaceae.